AUGGCGAUCAAGCACAACAACCAGAUUCUCAACCAGCACUUCCACAAGGACUGGCAGCGUCGUGUCCGCGUGCACUUCGACCAGCCUGGCCGCAAGCACCGCCGUCGUGAGGCUCGUCUCGCUAAGGCUGCCGCCGUUGCUCCUCGUCCGGUUGACAAGCUGCGCCCCGUUGUGCGCUGCCCUACUAUCAAGUACAACCGCCGUGUUCGGGCUGGUCGUGGUUUCACCCUUGCUGAGCUGAAGGAAGCUGGUAUCCCCAAGAAGCUCGCUCCCACCGUCGGCAUCGCCGUUGACCACCGCCGUGUCAACUACUCCAAGGAGUCCCUCGUCGCCAAUGUCGCCCGCCUCAAGGACUACAAGGCUCGCCUGAUCCUCUUCCCCCGCAAGAGCGGUCAGUUCAAGAAGCUCGACUCUUCUGCCGAGGAGGUAAACGCCGCCAAGGCUGCCUUCGCUGAGGGCAAGACCGAGGGCUUCGUCACCCGCGUCAACCCCACCCUCCCCAUCAAGAACGUCUCCGCCGCCGAGGCCGUCACCGAGGUCAAGCGCGACGACCUCCCCAAGGGUGAGGAGGCUGCCUACCGCCGCCUCCGUGAGGCCCGCUCCGAGGCCCGCUACAAGGGUGCCCGUGAGAAGCGUGCUAAGGCCAAGGCUGAGGAGGAGUCUGCUGCCAAGAAAUAA
Aspergillus brunneoviolaceus CBS 621.78 is the source of this 678-nucleotide messenger RNA. RefSeq names its product 60S ribosomal protein eL13. The transcript is spliced from 5 exons. Gene Ontology annotation, cellular component: ribosome; cytosolic large ribosomal subunit. Gene Ontology annotation, molecular function: RNA binding; structural constituent of ribosome. NCBI's taxonomy places the organism in Eukaryota, Fungi, Ascomycota, Eurotiomycetes, Eurotiales, Aspergillaceae. The coding region runs from base 1 to 678 and encodes 225 amino acids. The record is from RefSeq and is a predicted model, not a curated record. Gene Ontology annotation, biological process: translation.